Molecule: messenger RNA, 1610 nt
Organism: Conger conger (European conger)
Lineage: Eukaryota; Metazoa; Chordata; Actinopteri; Anguilliformes; Congridae
Exons: 7
Coding region: 232-969 (245 amino acids)
Biological process (GO): protein localization to plasma membrane
Source: RefSeq, a predicted model, not a curated record
GCAAGCCAGCUGUUGGCAGGUGCGGGCAUUCUGUGUCUGUCAUGGGAACUAAACUGUGAAGAAAGAAAAACAGAGAAGCACGUUUGUUCAGCCAUGUGGUGACACGACUGUGACUAGAGGCAGCUAAAACACCCAAAGCUGGAAUCCCGGAAGCUUCUCCUCAGAAGGUUGAAUUUUGACAAGUUGUCACUACCUGUUCUGUGCUCUGUCCACUGCGUCCGCCGUCCAGACAUGGCCUGCUGGGUCCUCCUGCCCAUCCUACUCGCGGCAGUGUCCUUCAUCGGUUCCUGGGCUGUAUAUGGCCUGGCUUUGUUCCAUAACCAUGUGUGUUCCCUUAGCAACUGGGAUUACCAGGACUGUUACUAUAAUGCAACAGAAGAUUGCUGCAAUGUUCCCACCAUAAGCACUAGUGGAAAAAAUGCCCCAGAAAGUUAUCUGUUCGCUGCCACUGCAAGUGCAGGGUCCUUCCUGUUCCUAGUGUUCACUGUGUGCCACCAUGCCCAUGUGAUGGAGCGCUGCCACAGCCAGGCUCUGCUCAGCAAGGCCGCCCUGGUCUUCGGCUGUGUGGUCGCCGCCGGAGCCUUCAUGGCAGGAAACUGCAAUCCCGGGGACCUGACGGUGCUGCACUACCUGGGGGCCGCCAUCAGCUUCGUCAGCCUCUGCUUCUUCACCCUGCUCAUGACCCUGCUGACCCGGAAGUGCUCUCUCAGUGGCCUGGACUUCCUGCUGUACCCUGUGCGCAUCGCCUCCACGACCAUUCAGGUCAUAGCCACCAUCAGCUACUGCAUUUGUUUUGUCAAGGAUGACCAUGUCUACAUCCACUUAGCCGCUGUUUUUGAGUGGAUUCUGAGUGUCAAUCUGGAGCUCUUUGAGCUGAGCUUCGUGGUGGAGUUUUACUAUUUUUCAUCUUCCAUGCUGUCCGUACUGCUGGGAAAAAGAGAUGAAGAAAAGGCUUUGAUUUUGUCCUGAUGCACUCAGCGUUUGCACUCAUUUUUAUGCUGAAAGCACUCAACAUUGGCCAGGUUCACAGCCCUGUGAUUACAUACAAUAAAAGAAAAUAUAAGCAACAAGUCACAUGCAAGCAUUUUAGCCAAAUUCUGAGUAGUGAGUAGUAUUUUUAUUGCUUUUUGAAAUGAUUGUAAAAAGCCAAAAUUCUGAGCUUUCUGAGAACUGCAAACAGGAUGCACUUUUAAUGUGAGGCAGAAGAACAAAUACACAUUUUUACUGAUGGGCUUUUUCUCCAAAUGAACUUUUACUGAACAUUUUCUUUUGCCAUUUGUUUAUGCUGUUAUUAUAUUUAUGAAAUCAUGGAUUGUACAUGCAAGUGAGACUGUUAUUCCUCAAAAUUCUGUAAUGACUGAGUCAUGACUAUGUUUUACAAGUUGCAAUAUUCAGAAUUGACGGACAUAUGAAACUAAGUUGUCAACCCUGAUAACCUCAUAGAUUACCAUUUUCAGAAAGGUACUGUUCUAAGUGUUGGUGGCAAGUCAUUGUACUAAAACUGCCCAUUUGAAAGGCUAAAUCACAGGCUCUUCAGAUUGGUAUGAAUUGGAAAGAAAUGCAUGAACAAUCACAGGACCGACCCAGUACAAUAAACAUUUAUUUUUAAA